Molecule: messenger RNA, 6769 nt
Organism: Antechinus flavipes (yellow-footed antechinus)
Lineage: Eukaryota; Metazoa; Chordata; Mammalia; Dasyuromorphia; Dasyuridae
Gene: NRG1
Product: neuregulin 1
Exons: 9
Coding region: 926-3037 (703 amino acids)
Biological process (GO): animal organ development; activation of transmembrane receptor protein tyrosine kinase activity; cell differentiation
Molecular function (GO): chemorepellent activity; protein tyrosine kinase activator activity
Source: RefSeq, a predicted model, not a curated record
AAGAGGAGGAGGGAAGGGAUAGAACAGGACAGAGAGUGUAGAUGACAAGGAGAAAGGGACUGUGAAGAAGGAAGGAGCUGGAAAGACAGAAAGUGCCUAUGUACUCGUGCCUCCCUCCAGAAGGACAAAGAGGAGGGUGUGCGCAGCGGGUGGGGGGCGGGGCAGGGAGGCACCCAGCCCUCCUGGCCCCAGCCCUCCUCCUCUAGCCUUGCCCUGCGAUGCCGCUGUUUGCAGGGAUGUGCGGAGAGCAGGCACCUGCUGCUCGCUAAUGAUUCAGCCCCUCGCAGCCGCUGUCCGCUGCCGCCGCUGCUGAAACAGACCAGGAUGCUGUUACCACUGCCUGUGCUGCCGCUCCCCUUGCUGCUGCCGCCGCCGCUGCCUCUGCCUCUGCCGCUGCCGCCUCUCCUGCCCCCGCGGCCGCUCCUCUGCUCAGGGUUUUGCCUUUUGCUCUUCCUGAUUGCCAGUUGUUUUCCUCCGCUAAACAGCCCCCAACCUCAGAUGGUCCAGGUGAGAGCCCUGUCUUUUGCACUGGGCUACUGGUUUACUUAAUCGAACAGCGUUUGGCUGGUGUUCUGCUUUUCUUUCUGUCUUUCCCCCCCUUGAUUUCAUCUUUGCCCUCUUCCGAAGCAGAGCCGGGAUACUCAGAGGUAUUUCCAGAAACUAGAAAAGUGGCCCAGGAGCAGACACUGGAUAAUUGCUUAAUCACCUUCCUUUUGCUGUUGUCAGGAAGAGUUUUUGCUUUUCUUCCUUAUUCCCCCUCUCAUUUUCUCCUCAACUCCUCCUGACUUGGAUCAUGGUCUUGGCCAAAGACAACCUAUUGAUUUUCCCCUCUGAGAUGCUGUCUCAUAUUGUUGGGGGGGGCCCUGCCUGGUGGUGAGAGUCCAGGCCUCUUGGAAGUGAGCCUGUAGAGACGGGAGCUUCAGACAUGUCGGAGGGAGCUGCAGAGAGUUGUCCCAGCCCCUCCUCUGAGCUGAGUCCAGAUCCAUCUCUGGAUGGGCUCCCCACAGCUGAAGCAAUGUCACGGGCCCAGGCUGAGGAUGGGGGAGAAGGGGCCAUCGUGGGCCUGGCCAUCCCCUGCUGUGUCUGCCUGGAGGCUGAGCGCUUGCGGGGCUGCCUCAACUCUGAGAAGAUCUGCAUUGUGCCCAUCUUGGCCUGCCUGGUCAGCCUCUGUCUCUGCAUCGCUGGUCUCAAGUGGGUGUUUGUGGACAAAAUAUUUGAGUAUGACACCCCUACUCACCUCGACCCAGGGAGGAUAGGCCAGGACCCUAUCACUGCUGUGGAUCCUACUGCUGCCUCCACCAUCUGGGACCCCUCAGAGGUUUACCCCUCACCUUCUUUUCCUGGGACCCAACGGGAAGCCAAGGGCCAAGUCCAGGGUGUUACAAUGCAGAGUGGCAGUUCCCAAGUGCCCUCUGACCCUUUGGCCCCACCAUCCCCACAGAACCCCUCAUUAGCCUUUUCUCUACUGCCUUCUGCUGCACCAUCCUUCCCUCCACCCAUCCAGGACUCUGAGGGGAGAGCACCCAUGACAGCAUCACAGGCACCAACCACUGAAACGAAUCUUCAAAGUGCUCCAAAAGUUUCCACCUCAACGUCCACAGCUGGAACAAGCCAUCUCGUCAAAUGUGCUGAAAAGGAUAAGACUUUCUGUGUGAAUGGAGGAGAGUGCUUCAUAGUCAAGGAUCCAUCAAACCCCUCCAGAUACUCGUGCAAGUGCCCAAAUGAGUUUACUGGUGAUCGUUGCCAAAACUACGUAAUGGCGAGCUUCUACAAGCAUCUUGGGAUUGAAUUUAUGGAAGCUGAGGAACUCUACCAGAAAAGAGUAUUGACCAUCACUGGCAUCUGCAUUGCCCUCCUGGUGGUCGGCAUCAUGUGUGUGGUGGCCUACUGCAAAACCAAGAAGCAGCGAAAAAAGCUUCAUGACCGGCUACGACAGAGCCUUCGUUCGGAACGCAACAAUAUGGUGAACAUGGCCAAUGGACCUCACCACCCCAACCCACCCCCAGAGAAUGUGCAGCUGGUCAAUCAGUACGUAUCCAAGAACAUCAUCUCUAGUGAACACGUCAUUGAACGAGAGACAGAGACAUCAUUCUCUGCUAGUCACUGUACUUCACCAGCUCAUCACUCCAUGGCUGCCACCCAGACACCCAGCCACAGCUGGAGUAAUGGGCAUACAGAAAGCAUUGUCUCUGAAAGCCACUCCGUGCUCGUGAUUUCAUCCAUAGAAAACAGUAGGCACACCAGCCCAGCUGGGGGGCCUAGAGGACGUCUUAAUGGCAUGGGAGGUCCCCGAGAUUGUAACAGCUUCCUCAGACAUGCCAGAGAGACCCCUGAUUCCUACCGAGACUCUCCUCACAGUGAAAGAUAUGUAUCAGCAAUGACUACCCCAGCUCGCAUGUCACCCGUAGAAUUCUACAUGCCAAGCUCCCCUAAGUCGCCUCCUUCUGAAAUAUCUCCACCCAUAUCAAGUUUGACAGUGUCUAUGCCAUCUGUGGCAGUCAGCCCCCUUGUGGAAGAAGAGCGGCCUCUGCUCCUGGUGACACCUCCGCGACUUCGGGAAAAGAAAUAUGAUAACCACCCCCAACAAUUCAACUCCUUUCACCACAACCCGGUCCAUGAAAGCAAUAGCCUACCCCCCAGCCCCUUAAGGAUCGUGGAGGAUGAGGAGUAUGAGACUACCCAGGAAUAUGAGACCACCCAGGAGUAUGAGCCAGCGCAAGAGCCCACAAAGAAACUCGUCAACAGCCGGCGGGCAAAAAGAACAAAGCCCGAUGGCCAUAUUUCUAACAGGUUGGAAAUGGACAGCGACACAAGCUCUGAGAACAGUAACUCGGAAAGUGAAACAGAAGAUGAAAGAAUAGGCGAAAAUACACCUUUCCUGAGUAUACAGACGCCGAUGGCAGCUGGCUUAGAGUCAGCUCCUGCCUUCCGCCUGGCUGACAGUAGGACUAACCCAACCAGCCGCUAUUCCGCGCAGGAGGAAUUCCAGGCCAGGCUGUCAAGUGUAAUAGCUAAUCAAGACCCUAUCGCUGUAUAAAACCUAAAUAAACACAUAGAUUCACGUGUAAAACUUUAUUUUAUAUAACGAAGUAUUCCACCUUAAAUUAAACAAUUUAUUUUAUUUUAGCAGUUCUGCAAAUAGAAAACAGGAAAAACUUUUAUAAAUUAAAUCUAUGUAUGUAAAAAUGUGUUAUGUGCCAUAUGUAGCAAUUUUUUACAGUAUUUAAAAAUGAGAAAGAUAUCAAUGGUGCCUUUAUGUUCUGUUGUUAUGUUGAGAGCAAGUUUGUCCAGUUACAGUGAUUGCUGUUCCACAGUAUUUCUGCAGAAUUUCCCAUGGUCAGUUUUCCUGGCUUCUUGUACAUUGCAUCAUCAUGUUGAAUGGAUGUAGAAUCCAUAAGACUUACCACUGUUCCUCCUUUGGCUUAUUGUCAGAGCCCAAGUGAGUAAGACUUGUGUUGGUUCACCUGUCUAAGUACCAUCCUCCUUUGUUAGGAAGUUUCUUUACUAUCAGGAUUUACAACAUUGUUGGCCAAAGGCUUGUUUCACUGAGCAUGGAAAUAAUAGUAGGUCCAGCAGCAUGCUACUAAGAAUUAUAGGAAAAAGCUGCAUCAAGUCACAUUUGAAGGCAGGAAGGAAUCUUAUAAUUUAAAAGAUGAACAAACCAAUAUUGUUAUUCAGAAGGAAGCUUGUUCUUACUAGGAUCUGCCUAUUCUUUCCUUCCUUCCCUGUUUUCCUUAUUCCUUCUUUCUUUCCCUCCUUCCUUCUUUCCUGCCUGCCACUUUCCUACUUUCAUAUGGAGAGCAAUGACUCUUGUCAUUUAUUAAGAAAAAGGGUUUUGUUGCCCAUCAAAAUGAAUCUAGUCCUUGAUAAAAAUGUUUGCUCACACUUGCUGUUAGUUUCUGGGGGAAUGAAGUAGCAAAUGAACAGUCAAAAACCAUACUCUAAAUAAUAAAACUACAAUUAUCUUUGACUUGGAAUUGAGGGUUGAUAAUAACUUUUCAGCUUAAGGGAGUGGGGAGAAGCCAUUAAAGAAUAGAAAGUCCAGAACAAAUAAUAACUAAUAUAAUGAUGCCUAAGAGACAUGGAGAAUGAAAUGUGACCUAUGUAGUGACAUUUGUGAGCAUAUUCCCUUGGUCAAGAGAUUAAGAUAAGUGGAUUUAUAGGAGAUACAGAGGAGGGAGUGAAGCUAAACUAACAAAAGACACAAUUUGACUGAAAUGAUAAACAAUUCUGCUGCUAGCUCUCUUGCCAUUAAUACCCCCUUCAUUUUUUUUCUAAUCAACAUUGGAUUGAGCCAGCCCCCAAUUAUGCAUGUUGAUUUUUGCAAAUGUGCAUGUGACACGUGACACUCUUGAAAGGGUGGUGGCUUAUCACUGGAAUGGUUCCUGUGCUGAGACUGCAGUACCUUUCAAUAUAAGCCCCCAGCUAGCCCCUAGAUCCUUUGCUUUUAGAUCACUAAUUCUUCUUGUCACUUCCAUCUGAUUUCUUUCAUCCUCAUACCCCUGGCACAAGGCAGACCCUCAGAUGGGGCUCAGUUUUGCAUGUGGUCCUGAGAUGUCAACAGAAGAAUGCCUGUAGGUAUUAACAUUCUAAAUAAAUGUUCACUUCAGGGAGACAAAUGGGAUCACAAACAUCCAUGUGCCUUGUUCUACACCUUUUGGGGCUAAUCCAAGCUCACAGAUUCCCCCAGCACUUAAAAAGAGACCUACUUAGAGUGGAGCCAUAACCAGGAAAAAAAAAAAACCAAUGAAUUUUUAGUGGCUUCAGAGUAUUGUAGAGAAAAUUUCAAUCUCAAGUCAGCAAGGACCCCAGGAGAAGGGUCAAUUCCUGUGUGUCAGGAGAUAAACAUAAUGAAAUUUUAUUUGGUAGUGAAUUAGAUUUAUGGGCUCAUUCAAGUAAUACAAUAAAUACAGAGUGACACAAGGGGCUGAGCUAGAAAGAAAGAAAAUGUAGGUGCUUUGGUCAGAUAUUUUGAAUAGGAAAAGAAGGGUGAAUACAGAGUUACUCAGAAGAGCAACUCAGGUAGCAACCAACUGUGUCUUUAAAGUAUUGUAGAGCUUUUGCCAGGCUAAAGAGAUGGCAGACAACAGGGUCUUGAAAUCACUUCUAACCAAAUUGCUAGAUUUCUUUGCUUUCUGCAUCCUACUUUUUCUUUGCUCAACAUCUCUGUUUAUUUGGCCAUCAUAAGGAUUCCUUGGACAUACAGCAUCAGCUGCAUUGAGGUCACUGGACCUUGAGAAGAUGAAAGAUUUUGAUAGGAAAAAAAAAUAACCCCAAAGGUUACCACUCCUAACUCCUUCAAUGAUGCCUUGGCAGGAUCUGGCAAACAUUCUGCCCAUUCCUAUGAGGGAUUUCCUAAUACUACCUUAGACCUUAAUAGAGCUGAAUCAAAGCCCAAGAUCAUUGUGAUCAUAUUGAUGCUUGUGCCCUGGAUAUGUCAGCCAGUAAUCCCAGGGCAAAGUCCAUUUGAUUCUCCUUCCAAGGAUGACAUCAGGGCUCCCAAAUUGCCAAACUGCCUAGAUCAUUAUGACGGUGAGAUAUCAGCAUCCUUACCUGAAAUGGCUUCUUGGGUCCAUGGAUAAUUAAUAUCUUCUGUCCCCAGGAUCAAAGAUAAUCUCUAUUGAAAGAGGCAAGGUGAUUGAUCCUGUUGCAAGCAUAAAGCCCCCUCAACCCCCCAGGGUCAUCAGGAUGUCCCUGUGAUGCUCAGUUACUGUUUCACUCUUUCUUUUCUCCUACAAUAAGCUCAGUGCAGCAUCCAUCUGCAAGGGGAGAGACAAAGGACCAGCAUCCCUGGCUUGCAUCGACCUACCCCAUAUUUUGUGUCAAUGCAAUUUGCAUGGGACCUCAAUAAAACUUGCUCCUUGGGAGUUUAUUGUAACUGUACCAAUCCCAUCAGGGAUUAAUCAAUCAAUAAAAACAUUUGUUAUAUACCUACUGUGUGCAGAGCAUACAGUGCACCACAUGGGUAUGCAAUGGAAUGUGGUAUAUGCAAAACCCCCUUUCAGUUAGACUCCCCAUUUUGUGUCUUUCGAUCCUGCUCCUAGAUGUGGUUUGUUAAAAAGCAUUGUCAUGUGCUUUCUCAAUCCAAUGACCAGCUUUGCCAGGGAUGUGUGUGAACGUGCCCAUCAAUGGAAUGGCAUCUCUUCCUCAUCUUCCUCUUUACAUAUGUGGAGCAUGCCCAAGAGGGCCUGCUCAGGAACAUUGGUUCCCUUUGUGGUCUGUAGUAAAGAGGUGACAAGCAAAAUCUGGUUUUACCCCUGGGUACUGAUGGGGUUCCACCAACACAUGGAUUUAUUUCCCUUGUGCAAAGACCUUUGGAAUGCUGCAGCAAAAUGCAGACAAACUACAAUGGCCACAUAUCACAAUGCCUAGUCUAUAUUAUUUUGUAAAUACAUACUGUACAUUACUGAGAUGUUUCCUUAAAUCAUUCACUAUCCUCCUGAGUUAAAGUCUGUUUGUACUCUCUCAAUUUCCUGUCACACUGUAAAUAAUCCUGACCUUUAAUAUUUAUAUUCAACCAUCUAACAUCUAGAGAGAGUCAUUUUCCUAUGAUUUGUGAGAUGAAUGUCGAAAAUGUGUUUCAUUGUGUUAUCUUUUCUUUUAAAUUGUAAUGUAUCCUUUUAUUUUCAUUUAUUUUUUUCUUUUUUUAAAAAAAAGUAAUUUAUUGUUGAGGAGAAAGAAUGUAUCUGUAAUGGAAAGUAUUUGAAGAAUGCACAUUUGAAGGCCUAGAAGUACUGAUAAACUAAACUAAAGAAGUGAUUAUCCCAAA